UUUGAGAGAAUUUGUACAUCGGGUUUUGCCGAGCCUCUGUCUUGCCAGCCAAACUUGGAAAAUGAGAACGUCUGUCGGAGGAGCUGAGCCAAUACGUUCAGCGGCAACAAUGUCUUCAACGGAAGCAGGGACCAAUAAGAACAAAAAGAAACCAAGGCACUCCCUACGACCGCAUCAGCUCAGAAAACUCACUGAGAAGCAGGAGUUAGAUGCACUCGAUCGUGCAGCAAUGGAAUUCGAGCCACCGAAUGAUCUGCGAGCUUUCGCCGAUCUGCCCAUAUCGACUCACACGAAACGCGGUCUGAAGAAGUGCUUCUUUGUUGAGAUGACGGGUAUUCAAGCAUUCUCCUAUCGUCGUAAAUGGGGCCCUCAGGAUGGUCUUGGUGCUUUGAUUAUUUCUCCAACUCGUGAACUCGCGGUUCAGAUUUUUGAAGUCUUGCGAUCAAUCGGGUGCUUCCACGGCUUCUCUGCUGGUCUUGUCAUCGGAGGAAAGAGUCUCAAAGAUGAACGUGACCGAUUAUCUAGAAUGAAUAUUCUUGUGGCGACCCCUGGAAGGCUUCUUCAGCAUCUGGAUCAGACUUUCGGGUUCGAGUGUGACCACCUUCAAGUACUUGGCCAGUGGCUAUUUGUAUCUGCGCUUUCCAACACUGACGUGGGUAUUAUAGUCCUCGACGAAGCUGACCGUAUACUCGACAUGGGAUUUGCUCGAACUCUGUCCGCGCUUCUUUCUCAUCUCCCAAAAUCUCGUCAGACUCUGUUGUUUUCCGCCACUCAAACCCAAUCAGUUGCACAGCUAGCGCGCCUUAGCCUAAAAGACCCGGCUUUCAUCGGUGUCGGCGAAGAGCAAAGUAAAAUAGACACGCCCGGGACGCUGUCGCAAUACUACAGUAUAUGCGAGCUCGACAAAAAACUUGAUGUUCUCUGGUCCUUCAUCAAGGUGCACCUGCAGUCAAAAGUUCUUGUCUUCCUAUCAAGUGGAAAACAAGUACGUUUUGUAUUUGAAACGUUUCGUAGGAUGCAGCCAGGCGUUUCGUUACUCCACCUCCAUGGAAAGCAGAAGCAAUCUGCUAGACUAGCGGUGUACACUCGUUUUACAUCCUCACAACAUGCAGUUCUCUUUGCGACUGACAUCGCAGCUCGUGGGUUGGACUUCCCCUCUGUGGAUUGGGUCUUGCAGGUAGAUGCGCCUGAGGAUGUUGAGACUUAUAUACACCGUGUGGGUCGGACAGCACGGUAUGACAGCUCAGGAAAGGGCCUUUUACUUCUACUUCCUAGUGAGGAGAAGGGCAUGUUGGCCGCCCUUGAGAAAAAGGGGGUCAAGAUUGAGCCCAUAAAAAUCAGGGCCAGCAAAACGCGCAGUAUUCAGAACGAGCUACAAAAACUGGCGUUCCAAGAUCCGGAGAUUAAAUACCUUGGACAGCGUGCGUUGGUAUCGUAUGUUCGUUCCGUGCACCUUCACAGGGACAAGUCAAUAUUCAAGGUUAAAGACCUCCCCGUGGAGAAAUAUUCCGAAUCGCUAGGCUUACCGGGCACCCCUAAAAUCAAAUUCUUGAGCAGGGAACAGACGAAGGGUCGCAAGAAUGCAUCUCGAAUCACGACCGUGACUGAAGCCGAAAUGGAGUCUGAGCGCGAAGAGGACUCAUCAUCUGGCGAGCGGAGUAAAAGCUCUCAGGGCCCUGACGAGAGCAACGAUUCUGAGAGCUCAGCCGAGGAGAACCAGGGCGCACCACGGAAACUGAUGGAAUCAGGAAGGUCGGACCUGCCUAAGGUUCGCUGCGUAUUGUCCAGGAUCCUGUUAUUUUCUGCUCACAUGUAUGAUCGAAUGUUCGGGCGCAAAAACCAGAACAUUCUUUCCGAGCAUUAUGCUAAGAUGGUUGAUCACGAGGACUCUGGCGAUGAGGGGUUCAUCACACUGAAGCGAGCCGAUCAUGAUCUCCCAGAUUCGAAGGAGGCCGAUGGGAUAGAUGUCGAGGACUUGUCAAAACGGAAGCUGAAGUUAUCGCGAACGAAACGAAUGAUUGCAAAAUAUGGACAGCUCGGACAGAAGCUAAUAUUUGAUGACGACGGAAACCCGCAUGAGGUGUAUGAAAUGGUUCCAGCCGAAGAGUUCUACAAGCAUGGAUCAGAUUCUGUAAGGGAAGCGGGGAGAACGUUUGCGGAAGGAGAAAGAGGUCGGUUGAAGGAGGCUGAUGUCUUGGAUAAGCAGCUUGCCAAAGAGAAAAAGCAGGAGAAAAAGCGUAAGCAUAAGGAACGCGAGAAAGGGCUUCGCAACAAUGAAGAAGGGCUGCAUGGACCUAUUGUUGCUCCGUUGUCGGACGAUGACGGUUAUGUUACUCCCGACUUUGACUUACCCUCAGAGAGUGAGUCAGAAGUGGAACCACCACCAAAACGUAGGAAGCCUUCCGCAUCUGGAUCACUUCUCCCCCCACGCCCACAAAAUCUGGAGGACGAAGAAGAACUUGCUUUGCGCCUCUUGCGCAAGCACUGAUGCCAGAGACAACUGCAAGCCGCUCUUCGGUUGGCCCACUCUUCGUUUCGUAGUAAAUGUUCACUUCAGAUAUCAUGUAGGUGAACUUUGGGUAUCUCGUAGUCCACGGCACGUUCCCAGCGUGCAAUGUAUUAGGU
Messenger RNA from Pisolithus orientalis, 2625 nucleotides. Its product is annotated as DEAD-domain-containing protein. Gene Ontology annotation, molecular function: nucleic acid binding; ATP binding. The record is from RefSeq and is a predicted model, not a curated record. Gene Ontology annotation, biological process: rRNA processing. Gene Ontology annotation, cellular component: nucleus. NCBI's taxonomy places the organism in Eukaryota, Fungi, Basidiomycota, Agaricomycetes, Boletales, Pisolithaceae. The transcript has 9 exons. Bases 62 to 2488 code for a protein of 808 amino acids.